CUCAGUUGGAGGAAUGUGUGAGUUCCUGCUAAACUGCUCACCUUGUUUUCCGUUUAGGUUUUUGUACAGUGAACUGACUGCGUUGGACCUCGCGAACUAAAGAAGCCACACGCCACUUCGAUAAUCCACCGAUAAACCAUGCUGCUARUGAACUUAUCUGGGUUGAAGUGGGGACUGGUGCUGACCUCUCUCCUGGUUUCUGCCCUAAUCUCUGAGUUAGAUGCUCAAGAACAGAAGACCGCUGUAGGAACUAAACCUAAACUUGGUAAAUCAACAAAUAAAGUGCCAAAACCUGGGAGAGCAAAACCAAAAAUCAAACCUACACUUUCAACUCAGUCCCAGACCUCCCUAAUCCAGGUCCUUAACAGAGGUAAGUUCAAAAAGGUUGGUGACACCCUGAGCGUACAGACAGGAGACACUUUGGAACUGAGAUGUAGAGGCAAACCUGUGCAAUGGAGUGUCCCACUUUAUCUGGAAGAAGAUAAUGACGGAAGACUCAGGAUUGUCCAACACCAGCGAUACAACACCCUGACUUUAGUCAACACAACAGGUGCGGACACAGGAGAGUACAUCUGUUACCCAAUGUUCUGCGAAGACCAGGACUGCAGGAAAGAGUACAAUAAAGCAGCCAAAGUCUUCAUAUUUUUUCCAGACCCACAAGAAUUAUUUGUUCCCUCGUCCAACUAUUAUGAGAUGAUUCAGCUGAGGAGCAACUGGCCAACGGUCCUCCCCUGCCAGGUGACGUCACCGAAAGCCAAAGUGACCCUGUACCGGGAGUUCCCACCUGCGCAGGUGGCAGUGGACGGGACAGAGAUCUCCUUUGACGUGAAGAAGGGCUUCACCAUCCAUCGUCCUCGACCUUUUCACGCUGGAGUGCUGUACUGUGAGGCCAGUCUGGGCGACCUGAGGCAGAGUUCCAUCAAGUACAUACUCAUCUAUGUUAACUAUCCCACCACAGCUCCCGCUCCAGUGAUCCAGGCUUCAUCCAACUCGGUGUCUGUGGGGGAGAACCUGCACGUUAACUGCACUGUGAUGGGAGAACAGGACGUGACCYUAGAGUUCAGCUGGGAAUACCCCGGACAGGAGAUUGGGAGGCCCCUGUACACUCAAGACAGCGUCAGCCGGGUGAGCGGAGGAAGUGCUCGUCAGCAGUCUCGCUCUGUCCUCUUGGUGGACGAGGUGAGAGAGGUGGACCAGGGGACGUACACCUGCACUGCUGAGAAUCUGCAAGGAGCCAAAUCAGUGUCCACCACCGUUAAAGUGCUUCCCAAAGCUAAAGCCAAGAAACCACGAGUGUGAUGCUGCCGCAGGUCAUCGUCUCUGACAGAGAAGAUGAGGACGUUGUCCAAGACCAGCAGACAUCUGUCCAAAUUCACAGCAAGGCUUUGUGUUUAUGAGCAAUAGACACACAGUUUUUACCUGUUGUUGCUCUGCCACACAAGAGCAUAAAAAAUACAGGUCUUUCUCAAAAAAUUAGCAUAUUGUGAUAAAGUUCAUUAUUUUCUGUAAUGUACUGAUAAACAUUAAACUUUCAUAUA
This is a messenger RNA of Austrofundulus limnaeus, 1538 nucleotides long. RefSeq names its product platelet-derived growth factor receptor-like protein. Bases 139 to 1299 code for a protein of 386 amino acids. The record is from RefSeq and is a predicted model, not a curated record. NCBI's taxonomy places the organism in Eukaryota, Metazoa, Chordata, Actinopteri, Cyprinodontiformes, Rivulidae. The transcript is spliced from 7 exons.